Coffea arabica (coffee) is the source of this 1113-nucleotide messenger RNA. The record is from RefSeq and is a predicted model, not a curated record. NCBI's taxonomy places the organism in Eukaryota, Viridiplantae, Streptophyta, Magnoliopsida, Gentianales, Rubiaceae.
GACUAGACAAUUUGUCUUAAUUACAAGACUGAAACCAAUUUGGGACUAGAUAACACUUUAAGUGGCUGCACAAGAAAACCUAAAACAGGAGAUGAAAAGCCAAAAACAAGUUCAGUCUGCUAUUUCCAUCAACUGAAAGGCUACCAUCUUGACUUGGAAUUGGGACUGGUCAAGGCUUGGUUUUGUCUAUCAGAUGGUUCAGAUAAGAUAUUUCAGUGCCACCCGUUUAAGUUGCAGUAUUGGAUGCAUCUUCUUUUGCAACACUGCAAUAAGUUUCAAAGCAAAGGAUAUCAAAAAGAAAGCAGAAGAAUGGUAAGCUUGAACUGCCUUUCCAUUAACAAACUUCAAAUUCUUGCCUCCACAAACAAAACUUCUUCACCUUCCACAUCUCAUCAAGGCAGCCCCCCUAAGCGUUCACAUCCCACAAUAGACACUGGCAGUAGUUCCCCAACAACAUCACAGCCACCAUCAAUACCAAGGCUGAAGCAGAAGAGAAAGCAGAAGCAACCAUCAAUUCUGGAGAUUGAAAGAGCCGUCAGUGCAGGCAGUUUUAGAGACACAGAACCCGUCAGGGACCCAAAAGAGAAGAUGUCCCUGUUUGGUACCCCCAUGUCAACUGAAAGCCCUGUGGAGAAGCAACUACGUGAGACAGGGGAGUGGAUUGCUGAUAAAACGGAAGCCUCAUUUCGCUCUGCUGGAAUUAGCGUUUGCAAGAGAAUGGAGAAUGAUUAAUCCAUUGAGAAAGACGGUAAGAGAAGAAAAGAAGCAAAGAAGCAGAAGUACGUCUAUACGGAAGUGGCAUUAGUCAAGAGCUGCUUAUUAUAUCAAGAACCUCUUAAGUCUCAACGGUAGUUUAAAGCAUUUAAAAAAAAAAAAGAAGGAAUGAUGGAAAAUUACAUCUUUUACUGUGUUAUGGGAUUUGCAUUUUUCUCAUACAAAGAAACCAUAAGAAAAGAUUUCAGACUGCAUGAACAAAAAAAAAUUGCACUGUUUUAUGUCUGGCUAUCCUGAAGAAUAUUGCCGGCUUAAGAUCUUCAUGCAGUUGUUGGAACCUUAGCUACUUUCAAAAUUUAGUCUUGUGCAGUUGAAAGACAGUUUAACUCUACUGUUACC